Messenger RNA from Eriocheir sinensis (Chinese mitten crab), 1977 nucleotides. RefSeq lists its product as uncharacterized. Lineage: Eukaryota; Metazoa; Arthropoda; Malacostraca; Decapoda; Varunidae. The coding region runs from base 24 to 980 and encodes 318 amino acids. The record is from RefSeq and is a predicted model, not a curated record. The transcript has 2 exons.
GCGUGGCAGGAAAGGUGGCGGUGAUGGUGGUGAUCGGGGUGGUGGGAGGAAUAUUAGCCAUAAAAGUCCUUAAAUCGGAAGGAGCUUUAAUUCCUGCUCAUAAUACAUCUGACUCCUCCUUCGAUACCACUUCGUCCUCCUCCAGCAAGGAUAACGCAGUAGACAGACGCAACGCAGGACUCCUAAACAGUAAUCACGUAGAAGAAGCAGAAGAGGAGAAAGAGGAAAGAGACCCCGAAGAUGAUCAGCAGGAGACACUGGAAGAAAAGGAGGCAAUAGUCACAAACCUCAUAAAUAAAUUGGUCUACGCUCUGAAGAGAGUAUCACCAGAGAAAAUGGAAGCGGUUGACAGGGAUACACGCGCAAAUGUGAUCAAGCGCUAUAGAAGGGAGACUGCGUUAACUGAAAGAAAAACGGUUUUAUCUAGUGAAGGUCUUAAUAUUCGUGUCAGACAUCCCAAAAAUAAACUCCACCAUAGAAAAUUCGAUCAGCUUUUUCAAACGCUAAUUAGAAAGGGCGAAAAAGGAGAGGAAAAGGAAAAAGUAAUAGUGAAAAAAAUCGAUUCCUAUCCAGAUGGUUCCAGAGAGAAACUCCACCAUGGAAAUUUUAACAACAUAGUCCCAAUGCUGACGGGAAGGGAAAAGGAAAAGGAAAUCAUGAAAGGCAUAACAAAGACGGACAACAGCGAGAGCAAAACAGACGCAGAGACAUUGGAUAAUGAGUUAGUGUCUUUCUAUCGACAUAAGAAUACAAAUCAUGCCAACAGAAACGACAGCUUAGUGAAUGCAGCCAAGAACGCCACGGAGCUCGUAAAGAUGACAAAGUUAUCCAAUUUGGAUCUACAUCUGCCCGUUCUUAUGGCGUUCUUCUUCCUCCUUUUCCUCGCAUCGUUUACUCUUCUGUACAGCUGUUACGUCUGCAUGUGUUACCUACGAAGGAAGAAGGAGCGAGAGAAGGAACGGCCCUUUACCAUUCUAUGAGUAUAAAAAAGAAGUUAUGAUUUCUUACUUAUGAUCAUCCAGUAGUUUUACAAUAGAUGAAUGUUUACAAGAUAGAGAGCAGCUGAAUUUCAUUACAAGACACAACAUAGCCUAUACCAUACGUUUAGCUGCCUAUCAGUGCCUUAUAAGAGUAGUUUUUCACUUGGUUGGUCUUUUUUUCUAGGCUAUCCGAGUUUUAAAAGUUCAAGAGAGAAUGGAGAGAUGAUGAAAGACAAGCCAGCACCUUAUAACAAACGUUGUACAAUAAAUAAGAAGAGGCUCUUAAGGUACGUUUUGCUGCGGGGUGCGUCGUAAUUAUAUUCGUGCAUCAAAGGCAUUCAGAUUAUGUCUUGCGUAGCUAUAUAGGAUUUGUUUCCACCGAUGAUUUCGUAGAUUAUUCAGAACUUGCUAUUUCUGUAUUGUGUGAUGUCUGUCUGCGCAGAGAGAGGGAGAGAGAGAGAGAGAGAGAGAGAGAGAAAAUUAUUGUACGGUAAAGGUUACACGCAACCAAGAUUCUGGUGUUCUAUUUACCCAUUCAUUCCUAGAGGGUUCAGGUCUCACUAUUGCUUCAUGACAUCUUCCUCUAGCUAGCGUGAGCUGGUAUCACGUUGAACUUUUUAUUCGCAAGCUAUUUAUUUGCCCGGUGCCGAACAUCUCUGGUGGACAGCUGUCAGCAGAUCAAUCUCUGGAAAGCUUUGUGCUCUGACUCUUAUAUAAACACGUACGAUUAUGAACACUGACAUGAUCUUAACUUCAACUGUGUACUUAAAUUGCAUUGACUGAUAUAUUGAUUUCAGGGUAUUUUGCACAUUAUUAACCUUAUUAUUGGAGGACCGAGGAAGCAACAGUAGGAUAGAUGAAUAAAUGAAUGGGUAAAGACACGAUGAUUUUGUUGCAUAAUGUUAAUGGAGCAAUCAAAAAAAAUAAAAAAACGAGUAAAUAAAUUAAUGUGUAAUGCACCUUUUAAGGGUUUUUCUUCUAACAUUUGCACCUUCGG